Messenger RNA from Miscanthus lutarioriparius, 972 nucleotides. NCBI's taxonomy places the organism in Eukaryota, Viridiplantae, Streptophyta, Magnoliopsida, Poales, Poaceae. The record is from the annotation of a GenBank genome assembly.
AUGGCAACUAUCAAUGACCAUUGCUGGCCAGAACCCAUUGUACCUGUACAAACCCUUUCAAACUCUGGUGUGCCCACCGUGCCACAACAAUACAUCAAACCUCCAUCUGAGCGUCCUUGUGGUAGCAUAACUAGCAUGCAUUCUCCUGAUCUUAGCAUCCCUAUCAUUGAUCUUGCAUGCUUCUAUGAUAUCUCCGAGCAUCGCCAAGCGGUGCUAGAAGCAAUCGUAAAGAGGAUGAGAGAGGCAUGGAGGGAGUUCUUUGACUUGCCUAUGGAAGAGAAAAAAUUAUAUGCAAACUCACCGGUGACAUACGAGGGCUAUGGGAGCCGCCUUGGAGUUGAGAAAGGUGCAACCUUGGAUUGGAGUGACUAUUACUUCCUAAACCUCCUGCCAAAUGAUAUGAAGAACCUUGAGAAGUGGCCAGAGAUGCCUCGUCACCUGAGGGAGGUGACUGAGAAGUAUGCAUCCGAGCUAAAGAAUCAGAGUGAAGUACUGCUCAAGGCCAUGUCAAGCACCUUAGGAUUAGAUGAGGACUACCUUCACAUGUCCUUUGGUGGAAGUAAGGGCAUCUCAGCAAGCAUGCGUGUAAACUACUAUCCAAAGUGCCCAGAGCCUGAGCUGACCCUUGGCCUCUCCUCUCACUCUGAUCCUGGCGGUAUCACCUUGCUCCUUGUUGAUGAAAAUGUCAAGGGGACGCAGAUCUUGAGCAACGGCGCGUACAAGAGCGUGGAGCACCGCGCGCUGGCUAGCUCCGGCGACGACCGCCUCACCAUCGCCUUCUUCUGCAACCCUUGCGGCGACCUCCCCAUCGCGCCGGCGGCUCAGCUGGUGGGCCCCGAGUCGCCGGCGGUGUACGGUCAGCCGGCCAUCACCUUCAACGAGUACCGCAAGUACGUGCGCACCAAGGGCGCCCGAGGCAGGGCGCAGGUGGAGUCCCUCUCUAGCUGCAACACCAGCAUCACCAUGAAUUAA